AUGGCAGCAUUGGGUUUCGCAAUCGACGCCGCUGGGCUCUUCGCCUCCCUAAGCCUCUCCGGCGCCUUCGACACGCCUUCCCCAGCUGAGGCAAAGACCAAUGUCCAGAUCAUCCUGGGUAGCGGUGAAAACACCCAAACGGCUGGAGGCCCGCGACCUCACGUCGCACUCUGGGACGAUGAUGGCCAUCGCAUCGGCCAGUACACCCCCAACAAGAAGAAGAUCAAGGCGGGCGACCAGACGAACAUUGUGGUCCAACACACCCAAACUGAGCCCAAGGACUCGCAAGCCGACCCCUACUAUGUCAUGCUCUCUCAGAUGGACGAUGACGCCAUCUGCAUUUCGGCUGUACUAGUCUCUAACGGCAAGAUCUCCGGUGCUUUCUACGGCGACACCGGGUACAAGUGCGGCCAAUCUUGGUUCGCAAGCGAGAACCGUAUUGGCUCUGACUUUGAGGCGCCGCGCUGCGUCUGGCUAGACGCUAACCAUGACAGUGGCAUUAACGCCCGCGCCAUCAGCUUCCAUCUCAACGACAUGCAGCCUAACGAAGAUAAGCUGCAGCAGUACUAUGACAACCUUGACACCCUCUGCAGUAGCACACCUCGCUUCUCCUUCUGGGGCAACCUCCUUCCCGACGCCAUCCCGCCUAUGUUCAAGCCCAGACUCAAGUAUAAGAACGGCAACGGCGCCGACGAGGACCUGAGCAAGGUCCUCGACGACCCUGAGCACCCAUGGGACAAGGGCGCAUACAUGGCUCCGCAAAAGGUCAACAAGUUCAAGCGCCGGGACGCCCGUGUUAAGCGUGGCACCAGCAACCACAACACUGCCCAUCUCAUCAUUUCCGACCAGAACACUGACGUCCGCGAGGUCUGCGAGUCCAAGACUUCUUAUGGCUGGGACAUUGUGUCGACUAGGCAGAAGCUCUUCUGUGACAUGGAGCACAAGCAGCUUUAUCCUCUCUGCGACGCUUCUGUUACCACCAAGUGCUUCGAUGUCGACCAGAAGACGCUUGUUGGCGCGCCGGGCCUGAACAUGCGCGAUGAAGAAGUGAUUAAGAUGAGAUUUGGAAGGUCUUAUAACACUACGAAUGUCUGGAAGUCUUAG
Molecule: messenger RNA, 1104 nt
Organism: Colletotrichum spaethianum
Lineage: Eukaryota; Fungi; Ascomycota; Sordariomycetes; Glomerellales; Glomerellaceae
Exons: 2
Coding region: 1-1104 (367 amino acids)
Source: RefSeq, a predicted model, not a curated record